This is a messenger RNA of Melampsora larici-populina 98AG31, 852 nucleotides long. RefSeq lists its product as uncharacterized. Lineage: Eukaryota; Fungi; Basidiomycota; Pucciniomycetes; Pucciniales; Melampsoraceae. Bases 1 to 852 code for a protein of 283 amino acids. The record is from RefSeq and is a predicted model, not a curated record. The transcript is spliced from 3 exons.
AUGGCUGACAUACUUGGUGGCGAUAGAUCGAUCAAAUAUUGCUAUAUUACCAGUUUUUACCACGAAACCGUUUUGACCAGCUCGGACUUACCAUACAAGACAGCAGCCGCGAAUCGAUUCUUAGAUAUCUUGCACAAAGGCGACGUUACCCCCGCUCACAAAACUGCUAUCUUACGACAUGCAAUUAAUCCAAUGCUUCUACUCGCGUUUACCCGAGGUAAGAAAGAAGCAUCGAUUGUAGACGCCGAGUAUAUCACCAAGGUCCAUCGCGUCAUCUGGAAUCAUAUUGAAAUGCUGCAAAUGGCUAACUCGAUUCUUGAAUAUCGACAUCAUCUGGUGGGCGAACAACGACAAGAAGUUAUCAAGUUUGGAUGGCAAUUUUUGAGUGGCAAAGAUGUGAGUGGCAAAGAUGACCAGAUGGUGACCAACGCUGCUUACAUCUUGAUUGCUAGGUUUUUCGACGCUUUUGACUCUCCCAUGAAGAUUGUCAGUCAAAUCUUGCUUGGUUUACUCAAACUUCAAACCGGUGAAGCCAAGCAUUUAGUUUGCAAAGCAUUGGAUAUCCUCUUGCCGGCUCUCCCAAGACGGUAUAAGGAUAACCCUACUGAAUGGCCUGAACCGUUUUACAAUGAUCGAGACAUGUUUGUGCCUGCUGCAAUGCAAAGGAUGGCAGUCAGUGGUUCUGCCAAUGUAGAAACACAUGCAUUAGUGGUCGAUAUGGUCGAGGUGAUCAUACAAUGGGUACAACAACGAGCUGAAGCGUUAUUGGUCAAAGAUGAAGACACUCGUAUGGCCGAUCCGACUUCGAUAUCGAAAGCUGCAACCACUCCGGCUCUGCGGCCCCAUUCAUAG